GCUGCCGGCCCCAAAUUCCCCGUCUUCCUCCUCCCCAGCUUUUCAAUGCCCUUUCGCGGGCGGAGGCAGAGUGGUUUUGCAACAGAGGCAACCAGCAGCAUCGGCACAUCACCGCCGUCCGAGGCAGCUGUUCCGCCACUCAGCUCGUCGCCCAGCGACUCUUCUCCAUCAAGCCCGGGGGACACUGCGACAUCGUCAUACUCGACGACACCGCCCAUCGCGUCACACCCGCGGCGCCUCUCACGCACACAGCCAAACACCAUCCGGUGCUCCACCUGCUCCACCGACUUUGCAUACUGUUCCCAGGUCGUCAGCAAGGGCUUCACUGGUCGCUAUGGCCGCGCCUACCUCAUCGCCCCGGUGCCGAACCAGGGUGGCAGCCUGCUCAACAUCAAGAUUGGCAAGUCGGAAACCCGCCUGCUUGUCACGGGCUCCCACAUUGUCGCCGACAUAACCUGCGCUGUGUGCCAGGCUCGCGUUGGGUGGAAGUACGUCGAUGCCAAGGAGGAGUCCCAGAAGUACAAGGUUGGCAAGUUCAUCCUCGAGACUCAGCGGACUGUUGAUUAUCGAAGCUGGGAAGACGUACCGGAGUCCGAGUCUCGCUGGCCAGGCGACCAGAAAGGCGGAGCUGGCGAUUCCCACGAGGACAUCGUCGUGUUUGACUCUGAAGAUGAAGACGACUGUGACGACUUAUUCGCAGGGUCCUGGGACCCCGCGGUUGCUGCCAGGAGACGUGCUCGC
This is a messenger RNA of Microdochium trichocladiopsis, 741 nucleotides long. Its product is annotated as yippee zinc-binding/DNA-binding /Mis18, centromere assembly-domain-containing protein. NCBI's taxonomy places the organism in Eukaryota, Fungi, Ascomycota, Sordariomycetes, Xylariales, Microdochiaceae. The transcript is spliced from 3 exons. The annotation marks the transcript as partial. The record is from RefSeq and is a predicted model, not a curated record.